AAAUCGUGAGCGAUGAAGUCAAUGAAGUUGUUCAUGACGUAGUUAAUGAUGUUGUCGAAGAAGUCGUCGACGACGAAGUUGUUGAUGACGUGAUCGACGAAGUCGUGGGUGAAGAAGUUGAAGAGGAUAUUGAUGACGUAGUUAAAGAAGUCGUUGGUGAAGAAGUUGAUGAAGUCGUAGGCGAUGAAGUCGAUGAAGUUAUUGAUGACGUAAUCGACGAAGUCGAGGGCGAAGAAGUCGAUGAUGUAGUAGAUGAUGUUGUCGAUGAAGUCGUCGGCGACGAAGUCGAUGAAGUUGUUGAUGACGUAAUCGACGAAGUCGUGGGUGAAGAAGUUGAAGAGGUUAUUGAUGACGUAGUUGAAGAAGUCGUUGGCGAAGAAGUUGAUGAAGUAGUUGAUGAAGUAGUUGAUGACGUUGUCGAUGAUGUAGUCGAUGAUGUUGUAGAUGACGUGAUCGAAGAAGUCGUCGAUGACGUAGUCGAAGAAGUUGUUGAUGACGUAGUCGAAGAUGUCGUUGAUGACGUAGUCGAAGAAGUGGUCGAUGACGUAGUCGAAGAAGUCGUCGAUGACGUAGUUGAUGACGUUGUAGAUGAUGUUGUUGAGGAAGUUGUAGAAGAUGUAGUUCCGGAUGUCGGUAGCGAACUAUACUCCAGGUCGCAUCCUCUGGAAUUGGCAAUCAAUCUUAAGUCAUCUUCUUCAGUGUAA
Molecule: messenger RNA, 704 nt
Organism: Symsagittifera roscoffensis
Lineage: Eukaryota; Metazoa; Xenacoelomorpha; Acoela; Convolutidae
Product: coiled-coil domain-containing protein 1-like
Exons: 1
Source: RefSeq, a predicted model, not a curated record